AUAUUAUUCGGGUACAAAGAGGAAUUUCUGUAGAAAACAGCUGGCAGAUUGUUAGAAGAUACAGUGACUUUGAUUUGCUGAAUAAUAGCUUGCAGAUUGCAGGCCUUAGUCUACCUCUUCCUCCCAAAAAAUUGAUUGGUAACAUGGAUCGUGAAUUCAUAGCUGAGAGGCAGAAAGGUCUUCAGAACUAUCUCAAUGUUAUCACCACAAAUCAUAUCUUGUCUAAUUGUGAGCUGGUUAAGAAGUUUUUAGAUCCAAACAACUAUUCUGCAAACUACACUGAGAUUGCCUUACAGCAGGUUUCCAUGUUCUUCCGAUCAGAACCAAAGUGGGAGGUGGUAGAACCAUUGAAAGACAUAGGUUGGAGGAUAAGGAAGAAGUAUUUCUUGAUGAAGAUUAAAAAUCAGCCAAAGGAACGGCUAGUGUUAAGCUGGGCUGACCUUGGCCCGGACAAGUACUUGUCAGACAAAGAUUUUCAAUGUCUAAUCAAACUUCUGCCUUCCUGUUUGCACCCUUACAUAUAUCGGGUUACCUUUGCCACAGCUAAUGAAUCCUCAGCAUUACUAAUUAGGAUGUUCAAUGAAAAAGGAACUUUGAAGGAUCUGAUCUACAAGGCAAAACCAAAAGAUCCAUUUCUAAAGAAGUACUGCAACCCUAAGAAGAUUCAGGGCCUUGAACUCCAGCAAAUAAAAACAUAUGGACGGCAAAUAUUAGAGGUACUGAAGUUUCUUCAUGACAAGGGAUUCCCUUAUGGGCAUCUUCAUGCCUCCAACGUGAUGCUAGAUGGGGACACUUGCCGGCUGCUAGACCUUGAGAAUUCCUUAUUGGGCCUUCCUUCUUUCUACCGAUCUUAUUUUUCACAGUUCAGAAAAAUCAAUACCCUGGAAAGUGUGGAUGUCCAUUGCUUUGGCCACUUGUUGUAUGAAAUGACUUACGGACGACCGCCAGACUCAGUGCCUGUAGACUCCUUCCCUCCUGCACCGUCCAUGGCUGUGGUGGCCGUGUUGGAAUCUACGCUGUCUUGUGAAGCCUGUAAAAAUGGCAUGCCUACCGUCUCCCGGCUCUUACAGAUGCCAUUAUUCAGUGAUGUUUUACUAACCACUUCUGAAAAACCACAGUUUAAGAUCCCUACAAAGUUAAAAGAGGCAUUGAGAAUUGCCAAAGAAUGUACAGAAAAGAGACUAAUGGAAGAACAGAAACAGAUCCACCAGCAUCGAAGACUAACAAGAGCUCAGUCUCAUCACGGAUCUGAAGAAGAAAGAAAAAAAAGAAAGAUUUUAGCUCGAAAAAAGUCGAAACGAUCUGCUGUUGAAAAUAGUGACGAACAUCCAGCGAAGUACAGCAACUCCAAUAAUUCAGCAGGAUCUGGGGCCAGUUCACCUCUCACAUCUCCAUCAUCGCCAACUCCACCCUCUACAUCAGUAGAGCAUGCACCAUUUUGAACGUGAAUUUCGGGAUAUCUGCAUUACCUCCACCUCCUCCACCUCCACCUCCACCUCCACCACCAGCAGCUCCCUUGCCUCCUGCGAGCACAGAGGCUUCUGCCCAGCUCUCACCCCAGGCUGUGAAUGGUGUGGGCCGAGGGGCCUUGCUCAGUUCCAUUCAGAAUUUCCAAAAAGGAACUCUGAGAAAAGCCCAAACCUGUGAUCAUAGUGCUCCGAAGAUCGGCUAAAGCUUCCUGUUUACACUUAGAGGGAAAAGUUCUUUAUUUUCCUACUCAGCCCUGCUCCCUCAAGUUCCCUCUUCCUGGAUAAAUAAUUGCUGAGCCAGUACAGCCACAUACAGUACUAAUUUGCAGAUGCUCACAUAAGCUUUUCAAGAGGGGAAUAUUCGUUAAGUAGAAUAAAGUUAGGCUGGCAUUGCUGCCUUAAGAAAUAUUUUGCUCCUUUACCACUGUGAGGGAGUCCUGUCCAUCCUCUGAUGGGCAUCUUUAUUUGUGGCAGCAGCAUAUUGGAAUCAAUUAUUUUCCCCAUUUAAAGGAAAUGGAUAGAAAACGACGACAAUAUUCAGUCAUCGCAGUGAAUGUCCUUUGUUUUGCAGUCCCUUCUACCCUAUCAGACACCUCCUAGAAACAUUCCUCUCAUAGUUCAUUCUCUAAAGCAUUUUCUGGUUCUUAGGUAAUUCCCAUGUUUGCUAUCUUUAUUUUAUCUUACACAGUAACACUGUAGCCCAAAGUAUAGCUAUGUUGCUGCAUCAGAGAGCAACCGAGUUCUUCAUUUUCCCCUCAAAUCAAUAUAGGGAAAGUUGGUAACAUUCUCUUAAGUUCCAACAGGAGUACCACUGUGGUUACAGAACUUAGGGCUGCUAAAGCAACUGCCCUGGACCCGUAAUUCUUUUUAGUUAGAAUGUAUUGAAACAGGCAAAAAAAGUUAACAUCAGAAAAAGUUCUUGCCAAUUAGAGGAUCUUCUUAAUCCUCAGCAAUUAAGUUUGGGGUUGAGGGGGUCAUUAUUACAAGACAAAUCUGGCAUCUAUAGAAAUCAACUCUGAUUUUUGAAAGGUUUAUCGAAAUACAUCUUUUUAUUGUUACUCAUUUAUUCAAAAGGUCCUUUAUCCUAUGAUUUGCUUAUACCUUUAAAUAAAUUGCACUUUAAAGGAUUAUAAAUAAUCCAUUUAAAAAUUCAGAUACACACAUCAGUGUUGGUUCCUAUGCAGAGAAUGUCAUUGUGUAUAGUUUCAUGUAAUCUGUGAUAAAUGUCAGCUGUAUUUUUUAUUAAAAUAAACCAUGUCAAAAAAAGCUUUGUCUGUAGCUUAACUAGAUGUUUCAAAUGAGAACUUUUUGUAGCACCUUUUGUAAACAUAAAGAAUAGAUUCAUAGUUUAUAUUCUGUGAAUAUAGUUUCCUUCCUACCUA
This is a messenger RNA of Carlito syrichta (Philippine tarsier), 2851 nucleotides long. RefSeq names its product PX domain containing serine/threonine kinase like (gene PXK). The record is from RefSeq and is a predicted model, not a curated record. The transcript is spliced from 18 exons. Lineage: Eukaryota; Metazoa; Chordata; Mammalia; Primates; Tarsiidae. Bases 144 to 1442 code for a protein of 432 amino acids. Gene Ontology annotation, biological process: endosome to lysosome transport; protein targeting to lysosome; protein phosphorylation. Gene Ontology annotation, molecular function: actin binding; phosphatidylinositol binding; protein kinase activity. Gene Ontology annotation, cellular component: early endosome; late endosome; extrinsic component of endosome membrane.